AUGCCGCCCAGACAGCAGACCGGCGUGAGUUUCGCCUUUGUCAUCCUCAUGAUAUGGCUUCUCAUGCCCAUGGGCGACAUCGUAGGACAGACGGGGCCCCUGCUCUCCGCGAUUGCCGCGCGUCGACUGGCCCGCUACCGCGACGCUCUCGCGGUCCUUAACGGCACACAAUGGGGAGACUUUGCGCCGACUGCGCAGGACGCACCGGCCUUUCUCAACAUGACUGGCUUCCGCGAGAUUGACGGAUUCGCCUGGGAGGACCUUGACAGGUUCAGGGAGAAGAGCGUGCAGCUGAGCCGGCACGCGGUGGCCUCUGCGCCGGACAAGCCGUCGCUGUGGGACACGGCCGAGGGCGAGCCGGUGUGGACAACGGCGUCGGGCAGCUUAGAAGGCCAAUGGGUGUACAGUCCAGGAAGCGUGCCACGCAGCUACGACAGCUACAACCUCAGCAACAGCGUGCCCGACAUGGACUGGAUCGGCGACCACAUCAGCUGGGGCCGCAACCUGACGGGCUCGUCGGGCCUCAUGCACCUGCAUCUCGAGAGCAACAAGACGACGACGGCCUUUGAGCAGCUGCCGCGCGACCAGGCGCCGCUGGCCGGUGGCUCGAUCCGCCACGUCAAGGGCACGCUCUCGCUUGAGGACACGAUGGGCUCGCAAUCGACGUGGGACAUGCGCCUCUGGGGCGUGCACUGGCCGCGGCAGGGCGUCGUGCUCAUGACGACGACGAGCGAAAAGUACGAAGGCAUCUUUGGCCUCCCGCACCUAACGCCCGGACCGGACUACUUCCAGUCCAGCAAGGCGCUCCUCACCCAGCGUCUCGGCAAAGUGCUCGACGCCAAGGAGCGCAACGUCUACAGCGACCAGACGGUGCCGUGGAGCGCCGAGACGCAGAGCAGCCCGCAGUUUCUACUCAGCCCCGCGCCGCAGUGCGAGAUGAUCCUAUACGCGCAGGUGCAUCCGCCGGACCGUGACCGUCUGCGCGGCGGCGGCGCCGCCAAAGAUACGCUGGAAAUGGCGCAGCUCAUUGCCGCCAUCGAGGACGAGCUCGCGACGCCGCGCGGCGCACCCGUCGGUACCGUGCCCCCGCUGCGCAUGUCUGUCGUUGUCUACUCGCCCGACUGCGGCUUCUUUCUCGAGUCCAAGGGACCGCCCGCGUUUCCGCCCAGCGAGGCUAACCACCUCGCGGGCGUCAAGGCAGAGGUGCAGACGCACCGCAUCAAGACGUGGCUGCUCAUCUUUGCGUGCGUCGUCUUUGGCCAGGUCUUUCUCCUCAAGAACCAAAUGAAGGAGACGUUUACGCCGUCGACCAUGGGCCGCGUGAGCUUUGGCACCGUCGCCUCCAUGGUCAUGGUUGACGGCAUCACGUUUACCGCCUCGGCGACGUGGGUGUCGUCGGCCGGCGCCACGUUCCUCCCAACCAUGGCGCUCAUGUUUGCGGCGUUCUUGUCCAUGACCAUUGGCGGCAGCUUUCUGGCAAAGAUUUACGAAGUCCAGUUCCCAGAGAACAAUCCGCGCUCCGAGCCGUCCACCAACACUACGCCUUCGCCCGCGGCCCUCCCCUCCGCGUCCCUCCUUCCCGGUCCCGUCACCGCCCCCGGUGGCCUUCCUCCCCGCCAAUCACCCGUCAUUGUGCCUCUUGACGGUGAUGUCGACGCCGAUUUCACCUCUGGCGCCGCUGCCCUGCCAUCUCGCGCCACGCUCGCCGCCGCACCCUCCACCACCACCUCACCGCGUCAAAACUUUCAAGCCAUCAUCGGGCGCUUCGUCCUCAUCAGCCUCGUUCUCGGCUUCGUCACUCUCUCCUCCUCAACCUGGUACCCCUCCGCGCGUGCCACCUACCUCGAUAUCUGCGCCUUUGCCUACCUCUCGCUCUGGACGCCCCAGAUACGCCGCAACGCCGUGCGCAACUGCCGCCGGGCCCUGGCCUGGUCCUUUGUCCUCGGCCAGUCGCUCCUCCGCAUCACGCCCAUUGCCUACUUUUGGCUGAACCCCGACAACUUUCUCUUCGCGCGCACCAGCCCCCGCGCGUUUGCCGCCCUCGCGGCCUGGCUCUGGCUGCAGCUCGUGGUGCUCGCCGCGCAGGACGUCCUCGGCCCGCGCUUCGCCGUGCCCGCGCGCUGGCUGCCCGACGCGUGGGACUACCACCCCGUGCUGCGCGCGGACAACGUUGAGGCCGGCGGGCUCCCGAUUGGGCUGCUCGCCGUCGACGAGGCCAUGGAGCCAGCGCAUGACGGCGGCGCGCGACGGAGAAGCAGCAGUGCGGCGACGGGUGAAAAGGCUACUGCGCGACACGUCAUUGACUGCUCCAUCUGUCAGGAGAUUCUCGAGGUGCCCGUCGUGCGCGUCGGCGACGACGACGGUGGCGGCGUGGCGAGCGUGUUUGCGAGGCGCAUGUACAUGGUGACGCCGUGUCGGCACAUUUUCCACACGGCGUGCCUGGAGAGCUGGAUGAAGUUUCGGCUGCAGUGUCCGAUAUGCAGAGAAGAUUUGCCGCCGCUGUGA
Molecule: messenger RNA, 2505 nt
Organism: Beauveria bassiana ARSEF 2860
Lineage: Eukaryota; Fungi; Ascomycota; Sordariomycetes; Hypocreales; Cordycipitaceae
Product: transmembrane E3 ubiquitin-protein ligase
Exons: 1
Coding region: 1-2505 (834 amino acids)
Molecular function (GO): zinc ion binding
Source: RefSeq, a predicted model, not a curated record